Molecule: messenger RNA, 687 nt
Organism: Gadus chalcogrammus (walleye pollock)
Lineage: Eukaryota; Metazoa; Chordata; Actinopteri; Gadiformes; Gadidae
Gene: cacng1b
Product: calcium channel, voltage-dependent, gamma subunit 1b
Exons: 4
Coding region: 1-687 (228 amino acids)
Biological process (GO): calcium ion transmembrane transport; regulation of calcium ion transmembrane transport via high voltage-gated calcium channel
Cellular component (GO): membrane; L-type voltage-gated calcium channel complex
Molecular function (GO): voltage-gated calcium channel activity; calcium channel regulator activity
Source: RefSeq, a predicted model, not a curated record
AUGUUUGAGGAGCAGGUGACCAGGGUGAAGAUCACAUCCCUGCUGAUUCUGGUGGGCAUGGGGUCCAUGCUGGCGGCCGUAUCCACAGACCACUGGGCGGUGCUGAGCCCGCGGGUGGAGCAGCUCAACACCACCUGCCAGGCUGCCUACUUCGGCCUCUGGAGGCUCUGCAAAAAGACCAUCUUCAUGGUGGAGGAGGACCCUGAGUGGAAGGGCUGCGGCCCCAUCAGUCUACCCGGAGAGAAAAACUGUUCAUACUUCAAGCACUUCACGUCGGGGGAAGAGGCAGAACUAUUUGAAGUGAAGACCCAGAAAGAGUACAACAUCUCUGCGGCUGCCAUCGCUAUCUUCAGCCUGGUGUUCAUGACACUGGGCACCCUGUGUGUCAUCUUUUCCUUCGGCAAGGGCAGAGACUACCUGCUGAGACCUGCCGGAAUGUUCUUUGCAUUUGCAGGCCUCUGCAUCAUCAUCUCAGUGGAAGUGAUGCGGCAGUCUGUGAAGCGCAUGAUCGACAGCGACGAGACAAUCUGGUUCGAGUACUACUACUCCUGGUCGUUUGCCUGCGCCUGCGCCUCCUUCACCCUGCUCAUCCUCAGCGGCGUGGCGCUGCUCCUUAUCUCCAUGCCGCACAUGCCGCGUAACCCCUGGGAGACAUGCAUGGACGCAGAGCCGGACACUCUGGACUAG